This is a messenger RNA of Aaosphaeria arxii CBS 175.79, 576 nucleotides long. RefSeq lists its product as uncharacterized. The transcript is spliced from 3 exons. Lineage: Eukaryota; Fungi; Ascomycota; Dothideomycetes; Pleosporales. The record is from RefSeq and is a predicted model, not a curated record. Bases 1 to 576 code for a protein of 191 amino acids.
AUGAUCGUCCAGAACCUCCUCGUCGCAUUCACUCUCUCUGCUUUGGGCCUCGCCCAGGAGAUCGACAACAAUGACAUUCCUCGCGAGUGCAAUGCUGUCUGCUCGGCCAUUGUGACACUUGCCCGAGACUGCGAUCGCCAAUUCAACGACGAUGAUCGCGGCGAGCUCAACUGCAUCUGCUCUGCCACCAACUCCAACACCCAGCUUCCCAUUUGCGAAGCCUGCGUUUCCAACUUCGACAACGACCGCAACGACAAUGACGUGAACGACCUUCUCCGCUCUUGCAACUUCAGCACAACAACCUACAACCCCUCCGCCGCAUCCGCCACCGCUGUCACCGUCUCUGGAUCCUCCAUCAGCAUCGCAACUUCUGUCGCCCCCACCGGCGCCUCUGCCACCAAUGCUUCCGGCAGCUCUGCAGCAUCCGCCGGAACCACCGCCAACACGGGAGCCACCCAGGCCACCCAGGCCGCUACCUCCUCUUCCACCGGCGCCGCCGCUCCCGCCAUGACCAUGGCUCCGGCCGCUGGCUUCGCCGCCAUGGGCGUCGUCGGCAUCGCCAUGGGAAUGAUGUAA